This is a messenger RNA of Meira miltonrushii, 2688 nucleotides long. RefSeq lists its product as uncharacterized. Lineage: Eukaryota; Fungi; Basidiomycota; Exobasidiomycetes; Exobasidiales; Brachybasidiaceae. The transcript has a single exon. The coding region runs from base 180 to 2417 and encodes 745 amino acids. Gene Ontology annotation, biological process: N-terminal peptidyl-methionine acetylation. The record is from RefSeq and is a predicted model, not a curated record. Gene Ontology annotation, cellular component: NatC complex.
AAAAGCAUACGCCUUAACCACCCACCAAUCCAAUCAAACGCGGAGAUCCGGGAAGUCAACGUGCUUUUUCCGAAUUUGAAAAAACAGAUUAGCUAUCUUGCACACCACCAACACAACAUGCUCAUCGUGCGACAAUAAAGGAAGGAACAGAGAUAGUUGGCAUAGCUUCGUUUGAUACAAUGGCCGAACAUGCAUACAUCCCGCCUUUCCCCAUCAGGCAGGAUAGGGAACAAAACGGGCGUAGCUCCUUGUUGGAUACGCUGAAAGGAGCAUGUAAGGACCUCAAGCCGGGACAGAUGGUUUCCGUUCCCGAAUUGACAUUGAUGGACGCAAUGGCUGCUAUUCAAAUUCUGGAUCCUCGGGUAGAUGGAGGAAUGGAACCGAUACCAGCUCAGCUGAUGGCUCAAUGCGAUCAAGUACCGACACAAGAAAGCUCAAUGCAUUCUUUCGAUGUAUAUGCACAACUAACAGUUUCGGAUAUCAUUUGGAUAAUGGAUCGUAUGCUUGCCUGUGAAGCAGCAUGGCUGGAAAGUUCAUCGCUUUCAGGUGCUUCACUUUCGCAAACUAUACAUACAUGUUUGUAUGUACAUCAUCUAUCUUCCAUUCACCCGAAUACGACCAAAACGCCAACACUUGUCGGGUUCAUUUUACGCCCUUUCUUGAUCGCCAUUCUCAAAACAGUGGGGUUGGUUUGGGACGAACUGGCAAAAGGAAACAUCCUGGACGGCGAGGAUUACAUGGGAGAUAAAGCUGGUGUUUCACUGCUAGAAGAUUUGGACCCACAGAAUGCACUUGGCUUGCUUGAUAAUGCUAUGAAUUGGUUGGAUCACAACCAGGAUUCAAUAGAAGAAAAUGAACGGAUCGCUUUGCUCGAUAGACUCUCAUUCCGUAAGCAUUUUCUUUCUGCCAUCACUCUAUUCUCUCGUAUGGAUCCAAGCACAACAUUUCGACGUACAACGGAUAUCGAAGCAACUUUGCAUCAAUCGAUCGGAUAUAUUGCUUCUGCCGGCUCACAGAUAGAGGUUCUCAGUCAAGGCACAACCAAGUUACGCCAGCCAGAUUUGGCGAAUGCUCCCACCUCUCAAUCACGAAACGCUUUCGAUCCUUGGUUCUGCAGACAUGCUUCUGACAUCAAAUCGUCAUAUACUCCAAUAUCCAUCGCUCCACCUCAGCCUUUGGAGCUGAAUACUCCACUUGAAACGAUCAGAGUAUACAAGACCAUUUUUGAGGGAAUGCAAGAAUUCUGUCUGUUGGCAGGAAGCAAACAAAGUUGGUUUACAUGGAAGCAAUUUUUUGACAAGAAAGCGAUUUCGUUCCAGCUAAAUCCUGCCCCUCCUUACGUACGGUCGUUAUGGCAAUCGGCGGUAUGUACAGACACUACCAUUGCCCUCACAAAACCACUUCGAUUCAUCGCUAUAAGCUUUUUGAUUGAUGUUGUGGGUGUGAAUGUUGAAUCGAUACCCCAAAUGAUCUGGGGCAUGCCAGGAAUAUCACCCGAUCGGGCUACGAUGUUGGAAAAACGAUUGGUACGAUUCUUAGACAGAAUGUCGGGACAAUUGGUAGCUCAUUUGCGAAACCUAGCACAGAAUAGAUCCAGGUCUAAACGUAGAUUGGGUCAUUCGUACAGCGAUCUAGUUGCAUUGGCAGAUGAAGCGAGUACUCUUGGGUCCGAACUAGCUGAUACACUCGGCGGCAAAACUGUGCAUCCCGACUUGCUCUUUUGGGCUAUUCAAUCACUUGCAUUGGAUACGAUGCUGCAUUGCAUCUUCUCUGGAAUAGAACUUGAACUUUACCGAACAGAGGAGCUUUUGUCGGUAUAUUGGAUGACAUGUCAAAUUAGCAAAGAACAAAUAGAGCUUUGGUCAGCUCUUUCGAUUUGGUCCAAUGGCUCAGUGUCACAGUCACAAGACACGAUGCAGAGUUGGACGUCGAUCGUUUAUCAUACGAGCAGGGCCCUGUAUCUACUUUACAAUGACGUAUCGGGAGAUAUGGAACGUGGACAACGUUCUUGGCUUGGACAGCCUAAAGAUGAUCAAAUUCAGCGAACCAUGUUUCGUAAGCGGUUCAAGUGGCUUCAAGUUCGUUCACAGCCUCAAAACAUCGCUAAGUUCUGGGAAGCAUUCCGAGAGGAUGUAGAGAUGACCCACUCUGCCGAGAUUGGGUUGGAGGAACGAAUGCGGGAAGCAAAAGGUGAUUUAGAUCAAGCUAUUGUGUGUUGCGAAAGCAUGACUUCGAACGCACGACAACCUGACCACACAAUCACAGUAUUGAAGCAAGAUCUGGCUAUUAUUGUGGAAAAUCUUUCGGUCGCUUUGCGGGAUGAUGCGAAAACCAAUACCGCUGCAUUAGGACCGUGCUUGAUUCCGCUUGUGUAUUCUUCUACUUCCCAUCCCUGGUUCCCUAGCAGUAAAGUGUAAAAUAGAACACAGUCAAGUGCUGCAAUAUUAUAUGUGAAAGUUGGAUGUAUUCAUGACACUUUCGUAGGGGCUUACAGAUGUCACAUACUCGCCUUAUAUAUCUCACAUGCGUUUCGUAAGAAGGGGCUUCAUAGGCUGGCAAGCAGUUGAGGUUCUUUUGAAAAGUACAACUUCGUAUCUUAUUUCCUUGCUGCCAUCAUACACUGAAUUAUGUUGAUGCGAGCGCUUUUUCUGUGCUGUAUAUCUUUAGUCUAUUACGUAUUUGUCCAGU